AUGUCAGACGAUUAAAUAGCUAAUGAAUUAGAUGAUGUAGAAAAGAAUUAAGUUAAAGUAAAGUUCCCUUAAAAAUCUUGGAUUUCUAUGAUUUAAAAUAAGAUUAUAUCAGUAAAUCAAGUAAUAUUAUUAUUUGACUGAAAAUCAUAGAUAAGUUAAUCUGAAUUCGAAGAGAAACAUGAUACUAAUAUAGGAAUAACUCCAGGAAGAAGUGAAAGAGAAUCCUUCUGUAAAUCCAAACAUGGUUCUUCAAUCUUUUUUAGAGAAGAUUUAGGAAGAUCUAGGAUAAGUGAUUUUGAUCCAACUUCAAUCAAAUAUAGAGUAAUAUUAAUUAUAAUUAUUUAUUAAGACAUAACCCCAUGAAGUCCACUUCAGAAUCAAAGUCUUUAUUAAAUAUUUGGUUCUUAGAAUCCUAUUUUCUAUUAUUGGUCCAUUAAUACUGGUUUAUGGAUUAUUUAAUAAAGAAUGGAUAAGCUUUAUGAGUAAUUUCAAAAUUUAUGGAUGUUCAAAAGGAACUGCCUUCAACUAUUUUCGUUGGUUAUCCAAUUAUGGAUUUUUUUUCUCUUUUGUUUAUUAUAUUGGAAACUAUGGAUUGAAAAAGAUGCAUUAUGAAAUUGGAUUUUUUUGUAUCCUUUUUAUAACAGAAAAUGUUACUUAUGCUAUCAAAUAUGCCUUCUUCCAUCCUUCAAAAUUGAAUCUCAUUGAAAGAUUUGAUAUGAGUAUUAUUGGAGAUUUGUGUGAAUAAAGCAUAAACCCUUAUCAUUGGGCAUAACAAACACCAUCUAUGAUAAAUAGAGAGUUUGAAUAAUCAAUGAAGAGACUUUAAAUUGAACCUACUUCUUUUAAUCUAUAUUUUAUGGUAGCACCAAAUCCUGAAAGAAAGAAAAGAAUUUAAGUUGGAUAUCCAGAUAAAGGUAAUAAGCUGUAUGAAGAUAUAGCAGCUAAUUGUAUAUCAAUGGCAAGAGAAAUUGUUGAAGAAUACAAUAAGAAAUGUCAAAUUAAGUUCAUAAAUAAAUUCUCAAUCUUUCUUGCAUUAUUAAGAGUAGUAGCAUAUGUUUUUAUAAUGAAUUUCUGUAAUGAAUCUGUUAAGGAUUAUGUGAUAGCAGGAUAAAUGUGCAUUUUCUAAUUUAUGUACUUUUAUAUGAUAACAUUGUUGAUGAUGAUCACAUAUAGAGAUUUAAGAAGAAAGGUAUUUGCCAUGACUCAAUUAUCUCAUUUAAUAUCAGCUGAGAAAGUAGAAGUUUAUUAGGAAUCUAAAAUGUUUCCUACUCUAAAUCUAUUGUGUUGUGUAUCUUUAUAUUCUUGGGUCAAUCUAAGGAAGAUGAUUCUAGAUUAUGGAUUGCAAUACACAAGGAGACAAUCCUUCAUGUUAUCCUUUAUAAUGAUUCUAAAUGCAAUAAUGAUGGUCAUUAUGACAUUUCUCUUUUAUGUUGAAUCUGUUACUAUCAAUAGUAUACUCUAAUAGACUGUUGAUUUUGUAGUUAUAGCAUCAAUAUCAAUUGCAUUAGUAUUAUAAGGUGCCAGAAUUAAUGCUCAUUGGUGUAUUCAUAGAGGAUUAUUACGUAAAAAUCUAUUUCUUAUUUAAUAAUUGUCAUAUCAAAUUUUCAAAUCUUUAGAUUAUACUUUUAAACCUGAAGAUCCAGUUUUUAGUGUAAUUAUAUUUUCAUUGUUUUAGGCAUUUCAAAAAUUACUUGAAACUGCUUCUGUUGAAAGUGUACUUCAAGAUGAUUAAUUUCUAAAUUACUCAUUGUUUUGUAUACAUUCAAUAUAAAAUGUGGUAAAUCUAUAAUUCUUAUAUUUUAGUAUGAUGAUUUGGGUCAUCAAGAGAAAUCUUAACCAUAUACAGUAAUGGGUAUAGCAAUGACCUAUUAAUUACUAUUAUAAGUUUGUAUUAGUACAAUGGGAUUGAUUGGAACCUCAGGCUUAAAUUUCAUUUUAUAAGUUUCUGCUUGA
This is a messenger RNA of Paramecium pentaurelia, 1953 nucleotides long. The record is from the annotation of a GenBank genome assembly. Lineage: Eukaryota; Ciliophora; Oligohymenophorea; Peniculida; Parameciidae.